Molecule: messenger RNA, 639 nt
Organism: Aspergillus uvarum CBS 121591
Lineage: Eukaryota; Fungi; Ascomycota; Eurotiomycetes; Eurotiales; Aspergillaceae
Exons: 4
Coding region: 1-639 (212 amino acids)
Source: RefSeq, a predicted model, not a curated record
AUGGCGUCUGCAAGACUUCGGCGCGCAUUCCGCUAUCCAGAUGAUCUGGAAGAUGAUGAGUAUGCUCGCGAAGAGUUGGAUGAAGAAGGUCUCCACCGAGGAAGGUUGGCUUACAGCUUGCGACGCUUGAAUUUCACUAAUAGACCUGCAGAGCAAGAGCGCGUAAUCCAAGCCCUCAAACUCUUCAACGAUAGACGAAAUUCUGAAUAUAGUAUUAUCUUCGCCGCCAUCCCCCUCUUGUCCGCGGCCAUCUAUCUUCCCCCAAUGCUGUCCAGUUCAUCUGCCACUAUCGACCGGUGCGUAGCCCUUGUGAGUGUACUGUCUCUGUUGGCAACCGCCCACAGCAUGAGGUAUCUACCGCAUCGACGUCGCGACAACAAGAGCAAAGGACACAUGAUGGACUCGAAUGGCCACACCCAAGCCCAGCAACUUCUUCCACUCAUCAAUGCAGCGAGCUGCAUACUAUUGGUGCUAAUUCGCUUGAAAUUCUCUUCCAAAGAAUCUUGGUUCAGCACCGAGCUGAUUACAUCCUCGGUUCCUGGAGCAAUGUUAGCAACUGUGUGGGUCGCGCGCAGGGUCAUGUUGUCCGUUGAUAUCAAGGAUCUUGAAACUCUUCGAUACAAUUAUAAAGGAGCCUAA